Fopius arisanus is the source of this 990-nucleotide messenger RNA. RefSeq lists its product as uncharacterized. NCBI's taxonomy places the organism in Eukaryota, Metazoa, Arthropoda, Insecta, Hymenoptera, Braconidae. The transcript is spliced from 5 exons. The record is from RefSeq and is a predicted model, not a curated record. Bases 249 to 833 code for a protein of 194 amino acids.
AGUAGAGUAACCCUACGAUAUGACAGCUGACAACGAGAUUUACCAUGGUUGUGAUAAUACUGAUAGGGGUCACUGAACUAUUUUCAGGGGUCGAAAUAAUAUUAUUUCAAAAGUCUGUAAAGAAUGGAUACAGUUAUGACAGCACCGUUUUCGUGUACUCACUGCUUAACGCUCCCGGUGGUUAACAGUUAAAGAGAAACACUGGACGACGAAUUUCAGGAUGGGAAUAACAGGGCAGUCACGGAAAUAUGGAGGAACCAGAAAGUCGAGUGGUUGGGUUGAUUAUUCUCAUGGUUUGUCUCGAUAUCGCAUCCACUUCUUAUGAAAAUAAGAAUUCAGAGAUGGCGAAAGUACUCCAUCGCCCGAUACGCGCAGUUUCAUUUCCUGAAGGCAGUACAAUGGGUCUCUUUUUCGCCCUGGCAGUUCCACUUCCUGAUCCAGACAAGUCUAUUUCACUCUCAUAUUUUUUCGAAGCGUCGUAUCCCCUACCUAACUCCACGAUUCUUGAGCCUUGGACCGAGAGUAAACGUAAAAAACGGGGAAUCGAUAGAGCGCGAAUUUACGGAACACUUGCGAAUAAAUUCGCGAGCCUCGGAUACAACGGAAGAGGCUGCCUUCUCCGAUCGAUCUGCGAAACUUCGCAAUUCAAUUUAGAAGAUAAUGGAGUCCUCGGUGAUAUGAUAAAUGUCAUCCUCACGCCGUCGACUUCUCAACCGGAGGAUCUACCGCAGGACGUUGUCGAGGCUGAAACGAUAGGACGAUGUGGUACCUGCUCCAAAUAUCAUUCCAUCUGUCCCGUGGGGCUAUUCGACUUGAUUGGAAUUCCCGUGUAAAAUUUACCAUUCGGUGUGUGCAAUCGACACACACACAUCAUUUUGUACCCGCGUGUCACUCAAUUCAUUUGAGCAGGUGAAAGGAUUUUUCCAAAAAUUUCAUCCUCUCCCCAAUCGGAAAAUCUCCAUUCUCCCAAUAACAAUCGAUUGAUAUAAA